This is a messenger RNA of Amphiprion ocellaris (clown anemonefish), 2449 nucleotides long. RefSeq names its product CDAN1 interacting nuclease 1 (gene cdin1). The record is from RefSeq and is a predicted model, not a curated record. Gene Ontology annotation, cellular component: nucleus; cytoplasm. The transcript is spliced from 12 exons. Gene Ontology annotation, biological process: erythrocyte differentiation. Lineage: Eukaryota; Metazoa; Chordata; Actinopteri; Pomacentridae. Bases 3 to 1106 code for a protein of 367 amino acids.
UGAUGAGAGACCAGAAGUGCAGUGAGCAUCAACGUCUCGGCUUGGCACCGCCUUCUACUGCCAAACAGCCAAUCAUGGAGCGCUAUACUCAGCCGCAUAGACGAAUCUACCAAUCAGCGCGCUGUUCACACAAAAGUCUGCUCUUCAACUUCCUAGCGGGAAGCGGCUAUCGGGAACUCUUCUCAAGCAGCAGGAAUCGAGGAUACAGCAGUUAUUUAAACAUGAGACUGUCCCGAGCUGAAUAUAAAGAGAUUGUGAGGUGCACUGAACAACUGAGACCUACACGCCAAUGUAUGAAGAUGCUGAAGGACAGAUUUCCAAAUCACUCGCAGUCCACUCUUCUGAGCAUCUUCUCCCUGGAGUACCAGAAACGGACCAAAAGGACAAUCUCAAGACACCAUGCACCAGAUGUUAUUGAAAGCCACUACCAAAGGUAUCUGAGUGAAGCCAAAGCACAUCCCACUGCUCCUGUCCUGCUGGAGUUGGCCAAUGAGGUGGAUCUGUCUCCUGCACUGAUGGCUCGCAUCAUCCUGGAGAGGUUUCUUCAGGGCCUGGACGGUGAAAUGCCCUCUAAAACAGUCCUCAACAGCAUGUUAAAGGAGCCAUCGUUAAUUCCAGACCAAAUUUUGGCCAAAAACAUCUAUCAGUGCACAAUAAAUGACUGCUGUUAUGGACCGCUGGUAGACUGCAUCAAACAUGCUAUCGGCCAAGAGCAUGAGGUGCUGCUGCGAGACAAACUGAACGAGAGGAACCUUUCCUUUCUAGAUGAAAACCAACUGAGAGCUAUGGGCUACGACAAGACACCUGAUAUCAUCCUGGAGGUUCCAGUUGCUGUGGAGGGACACAUUGUACACUGGAUUGAGAGCAAAGCCUCCUUCGGUGAUGACCACAGCCAUCACACGUACCUCAACGAACAGUUCUGGAGCUACUGGAACAGGUUUGGUCCAGGCCUUGUGAUCUACUGGUAUGGUUUCAUAGGAGAGCUGGACAGCCAGAGAGACAGAGGAAUCCUACUCAAAGACUGUUUCCCUACAGACAUUGUCACCCUGUGCCAUGCCACCCAGCAGCACCGACUGCCAGAAAACCACAAUAAGGACAACGAGUGAGAAAAUAUCAGAAGCGGAGCAAUUAAAAAAACGAGAAAAAAAAGUAAAGAUGGGAGAAUGAAUGGAAGGAAAGAGGUAAGACAACAAGGAAGGUAGGAACACUGAACUAUGCAGGGGUGGAUACCUAGAUCCGGAAGCAAUUUGGCUUUCCUGCAGUGUGAGACUACUGGCAACAACAACAACAAAAAAUUCUGCCCUGAACUCCACCUGACCUUCUUUCUCUGUCCGUCUCUCCCUUUCUUCCUCUCAUUCACUGCCCCAAAGCGACCACAUGUAAAUACACACCAGUGUUCUGUAUAUCUGGCAGCACAGGGUCAUAUUCAUACCUGUGUGUGAACACAUCGUCUCGCAGGCUUUUCUGGUUCUGCCCAACACCUGGCCCUUGGAUGGCCUCUCGCAGUGGACGGCCACGGUGCGAGCCAGGGCCAAAGCAGGACAUAAGGCCCUUCCUUAUCUCAGCCAAGCCCUGGCCUUUGUCACUCCUUCCUCCUCCGUUCUGUAGCCAGAUAAAGAGAGGUGCAUUCUGGGGGCUGGGUGGACGCCUGUCUCUCACCUGCGUCACUCAGUGCCCUCUCUGUCACUCUGCAGAGGGGUAAACAGGAUCAUUUCUGAUUAAGGCUGGCCUCACAGUGACCUUUUUCACGUUAUAAAAUCUGUUUUUUUGAACAGUGUUAAGCAAAUGUUCAGGCUGCAACUACAUUUUAUUACAUUGUAUGACUUUUUUCAGAGUGCAUUGUUUUAAUUAACUAUAACUGAACAGCUAUGAAAGAAUUAACUCUAAAUUAUUGCCUUUUCGAUGACUAGUUUUCAUUCUGUGGAGUAUAUAGUUUUAAAAAACACUCUUUUUUACAUUUGUACUCACUGUUUGGGUUUCAUUUCAACUUAGUAUCAUUAUUGAUUGAGCUGUCAGCUUUUUGUGAUUAAAUAAUUUAUCAUUUAGUCAGUAAAAUCUCAGAAAGUCCUAAGCAGUGACCAUAAGACUUUCCCUAAAGCCCCAACAUCUUAAAGUUGUUAGUUAUGUACGGCCUACAGCACAACACUCAACAAUUUUUGUUUACAAUAAUGAAAAGCAGAGAAAAGCAAAUUGUCGCAUUUGUGAGGCUAGACUUUUUUUGACAAGUCUGUUAAACCAUUAGUUAAGUAUCAAAAUUAAAUGGAUAUGAAAUAGGCUGUAUUUGCUGCAGAGGAAUUCUUGGAUCAGAUAAAACUCUAAUUUGAAAACUCAAAUCAACUUUUGUUUCAUCAGUCCCACAUUUGAACUGUGAUAAUUUCAAAAGAAAUGUUCUGUUGUAUUGUGCCAUUUUGAAUAUAUUUAUUAUUAAUAAAUAAGCUUUGAGAAACUG